Molecule: messenger RNA, 2170 nt
Organism: Leptinotarsa decemlineata (Colorado potato beetle)
Lineage: Eukaryota; Metazoa; Arthropoda; Insecta; Coleoptera; Chrysomelidae
Gene: Pgm2a
Product: phosphoglucomutase 2
Biological process (GO): purine ribonucleoside salvage; carbohydrate metabolic process
Cellular component (GO): nucleus
Molecular function (GO): magnesium ion binding; phosphopentomutase activity
Source: RefSeq, a predicted model, not a curated record
GUAAAACAACACUGUGCCACUUUAGGAUAUCUUCAUUUUCACCAAUAUUACUCAAGAUACUCGACCGGUUUAAGAGUGGCUCUCGUUUAAUAAGUUCCAAUUUGAUCGUUUGGUGCGACGGCGACGUCUGUUCUGGUUCAGCAUUACGGGGGCGGUAAUUUACGAGGGCGUGUCAAAUAAUUGUUUUAGAAGAACUAGAGAUAAUUGAGAUUUCAUCGUACAUUAAAAAACAUUCCUGUCAUGUGCAACGCCAGUUGUGAUCUCGAUGCAAAAAUCGCCGAAUGGUUGAAGUGGGACAAAAAUGAAAAUACUCUAUCCGCCUUGAGGGACUUAGUGUCCCAAAAGAAAACAGAUGAGUUAUCACGGAUUCUUCUGAAAAGGAUAUCUUUCGGCACAGCGGGAUUGAGAGGAAGAAUGUCCGUCGGAUAUGCUUGCAUGAAUGAUUUAGUGAUUAUUCAAACUGGACAAGGUUUAUUGAAAUACUUGGAGAAAUCUGAUGGCGAACUGUUGAAACAAAAUGGAAUUGUCAUCGGGUAUGAUGGGAGGCAUAACAGUAAAAGGUGGGCAGAACUGACAGCAUCAAUUUUCCUUCAUGCUGGUCAUCCCGUGAAACUCUUCAGCGAAGUGGUUCCCACACCGUUCAUUCCAUUCUCUGUCAGAAAAUACAAAUGUGCCAGUGGUAUUAUGAUAACAGCAUCUCACAAUCCAAAAGAGGAUAACGGUUACAAGGCAUAUGGACCCAAUGGUGCGCAAAUAGUUUCUCCUGUAGACGAAUAUGUUCAGCAAUCAAUUUUGCUGAACCUGGAACCUCUAGAUUCUUCCUGGGAUACAUCUAUAUUAUCCUCAAGAGAUUCACAACUUGAUGAUCCUCUGAAUGAUAUAGUGCAGAGUUAUCUAGCGAUUAUAAGGAAUACUAUUCUUCCUGAACACAAAACAUUGAACAAAAACGUUGGUUUGUUAUUCACUUACACAGCUAUGCACGGUGUAGGCUACAGAUACAUCAAAAAAGUUUUUGAAGAGACAGAAAUUAAGUUUGUUCCAGUGUUGGAACAGAAAGAUCCUCACCCAGACUUCCCAACAGUAAAAUUCCCUAAUCCAGAAGAAGGGAAAAGCAGUCUGGAUUUGUCCUUCAAAACAGCAAAUCAAAAUAACAGUUUUGUGAUAAUAGCCAAUGAUCCAGAUGCAGACAGGUUAGCAGUUGCAGAAAAAAAUCGACAAACUGGCGAAUGGAAGGUUUUCACCGGUAAUGAAUUAGGAGCUCUUUUUGGUUGGUGGAUGUUGUUCUGUUUCAAAAAGAGGUUUCCAAAUGAACCCUUGAAUAACGUCUACAUGAUUUCGAGUACGGUUAGUUCAAUGAUAUUGAAAACCAUGUCAAAAGCAGAAGGAUUCCAAUUUAUAGAUACUUUGACAGGCUUCAAAUGGAUAGGUAACAAGGCGUUGGACUUGGAACGUGAAGGAAAGACGGUUAUUUUCUGUUUUGAAGAAGCCAUUGGUUUUAUGUGUUCUACCGAAGUCGUAGAUAAAGAUGGAGUAUCGGCUGCUUUUCAGUUGACUACUAUGGCUUCCUAUCUUUAUAACGAAAAUAAAACCCUCGCAGAAAAACUUGAUGAGAUUUAUUUGAUUUAUGGACAACAUGUAUCAAGUAAUUCGUAUUUCAUUUGCCAUGAUCCGGUCAUCAUUAAGAAAAUUUUUCACAGAAUACGAAAUUUCAGAGGAGAGAAUACGUAUCCUCAGGGAAUAUUGAAUGAUAAAUAUAAAGUCACUUCUGUGAGAGACUUGACAACUGGUUUUGAUAGCAACCAACCCGACAACAGAGCCAUAUUACCAGUUUCAACUGACACCCAAAUGAUAACUUUCAAUUUCUCGAAUGGAUUGGUUUGUACUCUAAGAACUAGUGGCACAGAACCGAAAAUCAAGUAUUAUACGGAAUUGUGUGCCAGCCCUGAUAUUAAGAAUAAAACAGUUAUUCAGAAUACAUUAGAAGAAAUGGUGGAGGCAAUAUGCGAAGAGUUCCUGCAGCCAAAAGAGAAUAACCUCAUUGCUAAAACUGAUUAAUCACACUUCAUCAAAUCACAAGUUGAUUUAUCACUGUUUAUCAAUACUCUUAAGUUUUUUUUUUUCAGAAAUUGUCAUUCAAGUUGUAUUUCAGACCAAUAUACUUUUAAUGAUA